Messenger RNA from Oryza brachyantha (malo sina), 1504 nucleotides. Its product is annotated as peroxisomal nicotinamide adenine dinucleotide carrier-like. Gene Ontology annotation, biological process: transmembrane transport; nucleotide transport. The record is from RefSeq and is a predicted model, not a curated record. Bases 311 to 1405 code for a protein of 364 amino acids. The transcript is spliced from 12 exons. NCBI's taxonomy places the organism in Eukaryota, Viridiplantae, Streptophyta, Magnoliopsida, Poales, Poaceae.
UCAGUUGAAAACUUCCCCUAAUCCCGCGAAGGAAAGUGAAGCGUGAAAAAUCGCGGAGCACACUCCCACCAGUGGUGAGCUUCAGGCUCCCAAUUCGAUCUCUGCUCCCCCCUCGUCUCUCUCCGGCCUCCCCCGCCGCCGCCGGCCUCCGCGCGGCGCACUCGGACCUCACCCCCCGGCACCGUGUGCCGCGUCGAAGGCACGCGCACGGCGCACCAGCGCGGGGGCAUCUGCCUUCCCCCCGUGGCUCCACCGCUCCACGGCUCCACCAAACAAGGAGUACUAGCCCGUAAUCCGGCAAGGUUGGCGCAUGUCGAGCGCUGUGGUGAACGGGCUGGCCGGCGCCGGCGGCGGCAUCAUCGCCCAGAUCAUCACCUACCCCCUCCAGACGGUGAACACCCGGCAGCAGACAGAGAGGUCAGCGAAGAAGAAGAAGGGUGGUGGUGCCGCCGCCGCCGCCAACACUUCCACCCUCUUCCAGAUGCUCCAGCUGAUCCAAACGGAAGGAUUGGGUGGGUUGUACAGCGGCCUCAAGCCCUCUCUUAUUGGCACCGCUGCCUCACAGGGAAUCUAUUACUACUUUUACCAGAUUCUCAAAAACAAGGUGGAAGAUCUAGCGGUUUCUCGUGGUAAGAAGGGCCUAGGGGAUGGCACUGUUGGGAUGUUCUCCUGGCUUGGUAUUGCAGCUGUUGCUGGGUCAAUCAAUGUUCUUCUUACCAAUCCAAUAUGGGUUCUAGUAACACGUAUGCAGACACAUACGCAAGCAGAAAAGAAGAUCAUGGAGUCUAAAAAGGAGCUUUUGCUGAAGGAUAUCGCUAGGGCCAAUUCGAUAGAGGCCUCAAUUCUUAAGGAUAGGUUAUAUAGACUUGAUUCUGAAAAGCCUCGACCGUAUGGUACAGUUCAAGCGGUUCGGGAGGUCUACCGUGAAUCAGGCAUAAGAGGAUUCUGGAAAGGACUUAUUCCAACACUAAUUAUGGUAUGUAAUCCAUCAAUUCAAUUUAUGAUCUACGAAACAUUGGUAAAGCGUCUCCAGUCAAAGAGGUCUGGAAAGGAACAACCCAAAAAGAACAUUACUGCUAUGGAGGUAUUCUUAUUAGGUGCAAUAGCAAAACUGGGAGCUACUGUUGUGACAUACCCAUUGCUAGUGGUUAAGUCUAGGUUGCAAGCGAAACAAGAAAUUGGCAGGAAUGUGAUGUCCAGAUACACAGGUACAAUUGAUGCGAUCAUAAAGAUGAUACGGUAUGAAGGAUUGCACGGGUUUUACAAAGGAAUGGGCACGAAGAUUGUACAGAGUGUUUUUGCGGCCUCAGUUCUUUUUAUGGUAAAAGAAGAGUUGGUCAAAUUCGUGGUCAUUUUAAUUGCUAGGAGUAGGAUUGUGCUCGGUACUAGCUCUAGGAAACGAUAGGCGGUGUUUUUUUUUUAACAUCACAAUUUGUAAUGUCCUCCUCGAGACUAAUAUAUCAAGAUCUAAAAUACUCCCUCCAUUUUUAAAAUAUAAUUAUUU